This is a messenger RNA of Archocentrus centrarchus (flier cichlid), 2417 nucleotides long. It is a transcript of the gene psg4, whose product is annotated as sialic acid-binding Ig-like lectin 5. The coding region runs from base 150 to 1868 and encodes 572 amino acids. NCBI's taxonomy places the organism in Eukaryota, Metazoa, Chordata, Actinopteri, Cichliformes, Cichlidae. The transcript is spliced from 8 exons. The record is from RefSeq and is a predicted model, not a curated record.
AAUGAACACAAAAUUGAUACUGGAAGUUUGAGGGGGGCAUCACAGGAAGACAUAGUACUAGUAGCAUAAUGAAAUGAUCCAGCUUCCUCUUUGCUCUUUUGUUCAUUCUUCCCUGUCUGUGCCGGCAGAGCAGGGUUGCAGACAUCAACAUGCAUGUGGACACUGUCUUCCUUGUGUGUCCCCUGAUUUUUGCAGCCUUGUGGAGGGGGGUCCAGGCUGUCUCCCCUGUACCUUCAGUCCCUGACCGUGUCCAAGCUCUGGUGGGCUCCUGCGUUGUGAUUCCCUGCUCCUUCACUCCUCCAGCCCCUCAUCCUGCCAGGGGGAGGAAACAGAGGGUGGAUGUGCGGCUGAGGUUCAGAGGUGGUGGCCCUUUUUUUCCUCUUCGGAGCACCGCUUUUAACAGCCAGGACAAAGGCCAAGUGAGCAGAGAUUUCCAAGGCAGAGCAUCCCUUUUUGGCAAAAUCGCAGAGGGCGACUGUUCAGUGAAGAUCGAACAGAUCAGGGAGGAUGACCCCCAGGUGUUUGAAAUUUCUCUGAAGACAGGAGAUGACUUACUCUGGGGGAAGCCUAGGAGCUUCAAUCUGGAUGUUAUUGACACACCUGAAGCUCCUGUCAUCAGUGGCCUGCUGUCAGCCACAGAAGGGCAACUGGUCACCCUGAACUGCUCUGUCAACUAUCACUGCCCCUCCACACCUCCUGCCCUGCAGUGGAUGUGGGAGCGGGGAUCCCAGCUGAACAGAACUCAGCCUGGGGAGCAACAGACACUCUACCCAGAUCCCCAUAGACAGGUUUUACUGGCCUCUUUGACCUUUACUGUGACACACCCGGUAAAGCCCAGGCUCAGGUGUGAGGUCAUCUUUCCAGGCCCCAAAACACUGUCCACUUUGAAGGAUCUGCAUGUGACAUUUCCUCCAAAAGACGUGAAGAUUCAAGUCCAGUCCUUGACAGUGAAGGAGGGGGCCAGUGCGCUGCUGGUGUGCUCAUGUAAAGCUGACCCUCCAGCAACAGAGUACCGCUGGUCCUACACUCAACAUGGUCGCACUGUGCACCUCCACCAGCGAACGCACACAGUCCGGCUGUACAACGUGACUCGAGAUAUGAGGGUCCGCUGCUCAGCUCAGAAUGCAAUUGGUCGAGGAGAAUCUCAGUUCACAACUCUUAAUAUACAGUAUAAGCCAGCCAUCAUCCAACUUGCCUCCUUCUGUGUUGUAGAGGAUUCAGAGGUGGUGUGUCAAUGCUCUGUCGACUCUAACCCCAAAUCUGCAGUCACCUGGAGCGUUAAUGAGACUGUUCCACCUCAAGAUUACAAUGUGUCUGUAACAUCAGAGCCCAAUGCACUAACAGCUACUCUGAGGGGCAAGAUGGACAAACCUCAGAAGGUGAUUUGCUUUGCUUUCAACGCUCUGGGAAACGACUCACUGGUCUUGCUGCAGGGAAAGGAAGAAACAACCCUUUUCCUGUGGCUGAUUUUACCUGCUGUCACCAUCGUCUUGGUCAUAUCACUUCUGGCCCUUCUUGUCUACUGCUGCAAAAAGAGAUCUAGAAAGCAUGUUCUAAUAAGACAUCCCGCCAUGUAUCCUGGAGGAUUGGAAAUUUAUCAGGACAGGAUGCCCCUAUAUAUCAAUUGCACAGAAGUGACUCAUGUUUACACUAAUGGCAGCUACCAGCUUGUGUACCAGAACUGCACACCUCUUUUUGUCCAUACCAAGCAGAUCCGUCCAAUGGGCAGAAGAGGUGGGGAGAGGCGAAGAGGUGGGCAAGGUGGAGAAAUUAACCAAAGUGCUGGUCAGGAAGUCCGAGGCCGAAGAGAAGUGCAGGGUGCUGCGGUGGCAGAUUCAGAGACAGGCAUCUACCUGGAGAUUCUCUGAGCACAAAGCUACAUUAAAGUGACAUUAAAUUUUGGAGUCAUACUGGUUGUUAUCCACAUGUUUCUGUAGUUCUUAGAGUAUUGCAGACAUUGUAAAUCCAUAUAUGUACAUAUGUCAUUUGCAUUUCAGAACAGUGCACUCUGAUCUGGGGUUGGUCCUUCUUUCUUCUAGUUUCCACACACAACAGUUUCUGCCAUUGAGUGACAGUGAUGUGUUUCUUUGCUCUUCAUAAAAAGGAAAAAAAAGAAAGAAAGAAAGAAAAGGUUUGAUGAAAGAGUUUUCAUUGUUUUGACUGUGAAGCCCUUGAGGAAAAAACCAGACCCUCAAACCUGAUGUAGUCUGACCAGUCAGCUGCAUUUAUAACAGCAGCUGGAGCCUAAACGUGGUCCUCGGGAUGCUUUAAAAGUUUCUCUGGAAGGAAAGAGAGCAGCUCCAGCUGUGAUGAAAUUUAUAAGAUUCGUUACAUCAGCGAUGACUCUGUUGAAUUAAGCAUACCUGAAAGUGUUUCUAGGACUGGAAUUUCAAAACUUUUUUUGUGACUGUUGUUUU